Colletotrichum godetiae is the source of this 825-nucleotide messenger RNA. RefSeq lists its product as uncharacterized. Lineage: Eukaryota; Fungi; Ascomycota; Sordariomycetes; Glomerellales; Glomerellaceae. The record is from RefSeq and is a predicted model, not a curated record. Bases 119 to 580 code for a protein of 153 amino acids. The transcript has 2 exons.
ACCACAAACCCCGUUCGGCGCGGAAGCUAAACGGGCCCAUGCCGCCCGGCACGGCCUCCCCGCCGACGCCGUCGCCCAGGGUCGCAUAUCGCAACCUGCUCAAGGGGGAGAAGAAGACAUGGCUGCUUUUGACGGAUUAUAUGCCGCUCCCGUCGGCAUCCUGCCGUUAUUCUUAGCCUGCUCCGUUUCUCCUCUAGGCAGCUUGUCCGACACUACACAAGGGCCGGCGGUUUCUUUUGGAUUCCCGUUGAUGACUAGCGAAAUUGAAGGCAGAAUAUCCAACUACAACAGGCCGGCUAUAGCAUCGUCGAUUAUGCUGUCCUCAAUCCACCCCGACACGAAACUAGCUCUCACACCUCGAAACAAUGAUUCAGGAUCCCGAGUCCGAAGUUGGCACAGCACCCUCGUCACAGACAGAAGCACGUUCCAAUUUUGCCCGGGUAGACCCAGUGAGCCGUGUGCCUGGACGAACCCCCUUCUUUCAUUGCGUCCCCCAAUCUACUUGGAUUGCCCACCACUUCAACUCGAUGUAGUGGGAGAAAGUCCCCAAGAUAGAACAUCCAAACCACCACAACCAUGACCGCACACCACCCGUUCAGCAUAGCAAACCUUGUUCUGCCACACUGGUCUGCUUAUUCACUCUCUAAAUUCCGCUCCUUUUGCAUCCUUGUUUUCCUGCGCUCAUGGGCUUUGUCCUUAUUCCCUUCCUAGCACCAGCCUGUCUGUUCGCGCCCUGGAAUAUGCAUUAUUCGCACUGAUGGCAAGGCACAGAGAACUCCAUUCUUUGCAGUAAUCUGUCAAUCGGACGCCGUUAUGUGGGCGGUA